UUAUUUUAAAUUCAGGUAUUCAGAGUAAAACCUCAAAAAACCAAACAAUCGCACCGUAUCACAAUGAACAUAGGAUUUAUUACAUUGGUAUGGCUUGUUUCUCUGUUGCGCAUUGCAGGAUGUGAUGACCCUAAAGGACAUCUUCAACCUCUCGGGUCUCACAUGCCACCGAUUAAAAUCGAUGUCAUAGAUACUCCUCCAACACCCCAAGAAUUUUUUGAGAAGUAUAUCAAGGUUAAUAAACCAGUCGUCAUCAAAGGAGCAGCAAAAGUAUUUAGCAAUUUCAAGACGUGGCAAGAUGACGAAUAUCUCAAAAAGAAAUACGGUAAAUGGCUUGCUCCAGUAGAAGUUGGAAAAUACGAAAAAAAAAUUGUACUAAUUCCAUUUAAAGUAUUUUUACGAAACUACAACAAGCAUCCGAUAUGUAUAUCACGAGAUAUUGUACCGCUCAACCCAAUGAGAGAUGAACUGUCUCUUAUGCAAUCAAUGUCAUGUGGCGGAUAUCGAGAGCGGAUAGUCAGAGUGAUGUUUCUGUUAUCAUCGGGAUCAGGCCAAUCAGCAUUGCGUUGGAAUAAUGAGGAAAAUAUGCAUUGUAUGCUUGACGGUACAAAGAAUUGGACAAUCAUCCACAGGAAUGAUCGCCAUAUACUUCCAAGUCAUAGUCAAAUGCCUAUGUAUUCUGCUGUAGACCCAAGAAGUGUUGAUAUGUACAAACAUCCCGUAAUGCAGGAUAUACAUUGGUAUCAGGCUUUCGUCGAGGCAGGAGAUUGUUUGUUUGUUCCAAAUAAUUCGCCUUACUACGUGAAAUCGAGAGAUUCAAGAAAUUUGGGGUUUUCAGUCUGGUUUGCUGCACCGAGGUCUCUAAGUCUAAAAGAUUGUCCAGAAAAAGAAGCUGACGUGCCCAAUUCUGCUCCAAUUGGUCGCAGUAUGAUAUCAGAAGUAGAAUUUGUCAAAUCAAUAUUUUAUACAAUGAUUGAUGAUCGCACCGAUAAAGUAUCAAGUUUCGACUUUCACAGCAGUUCUAAAAUUCCUUCCAUGGAUAUAGAAUCGAGAUUACUGCUAUUUGAUAUAUUAGAUUUGAACGAUGAUGAUUCCAUCAGCGCAGACGAGAUUGAAAGUAUUUCUGACUUAUCCGACUCUAUUUGGAAAGAUCUGAUAUAUGACCAGGACGAGUAUAAAGAGUUGGAGGAAGAGAAAAAAACUGAUGAAACUGGAAAAGAUAAAACAGAGCUUUGAAUAUCUUAAUGCCUCUGAUGACAUCGUAAUUUGUGUAACUCAAUAAAACCGGGGUGGGCUUUUUUUUAGUAUAAGAGCAGCAUGCAGCACAUCAGAAAUACAGAAGAGCCACCUAAUUUUCAAAAUUAUUAUUAUUAAAGCUCAUUAAAUCAU
Styela clava is the source of this 1389-nucleotide messenger RNA. RefSeq names its product jmjC domain-containing protein D-like. The record is from RefSeq and is a predicted model, not a curated record. Lineage: Eukaryota; Metazoa; Chordata; Ascidiacea; Stolidobranchia; Styelidae.